UCUGCAACUAUUAGUGGCGCUGAAAAAGCAUAUAAGAUGAAUAAGCCUGCUAUGUAUAACAGCAAUCAAAAGAUACUGCAUGGAUUUCUUAUCUACUGCAGAGCGUAUUUCUUGCAUUACAAGACUCAGUUUAUUAAGAAAUCUGAGAAAGUUAUUCUUGCAGAAACUUAUCUUGAAAAGAAUGCUCUUAUCUGA
This is a messenger RNA of Cryphonectria parasitica EP155, 195 nucleotides long. RefSeq lists its product as uncharacterized. The record is from RefSeq and is a predicted model, not a curated record. The transcript has a single exon. NCBI's taxonomy places the organism in Eukaryota, Fungi, Ascomycota, Sordariomycetes, Diaporthales, Cryphonectriaceae. The annotation marks the transcript as partial.